UCGGCCGAUUGUACGUACCAGAACGUUCCCUUGUCCGUAUAGUGUUUAUUAUAAAAUAAACCCGCGACCGUGCGAACCAUAACAAUAUCAAAAAAAUAGUAUUAAUAAUAAUUAAACCGGAAUACUAAAAUAACACGUUCAUUAAAAAUAAUUUUCAUUUAUAAAUAAUAUUUAAAACGGGGAAAAAUCUUUUUCCUUUCCAUGUGCUCAACGGGUCCCGAUGCGGGCUUUAAACUCUUGUGAUGAUGUGCAGUGUCGUGUGGCGCCUGUUGUGUAGGAGCAUGACCCAUGGAUAUUUAUUACAGUUCUUCUUGUUGCUACUCAACUUGCUCCAGUGCGCGCAUGGCUCCGGUUUUUUUGAACUUCAAGUGUUGGAAAUGUCAAAUAGAGGCAGCUUAUUAUCGAACGGUAGCUGCUGUGGAGUACUAUCAAAGUCUCCGACGCACCAAAGGUGCUCGUUGCCAUGCAACACCUUCUUCAGAUUGUGCCUUAAAGAAUACCAGAGCAACGUGACCAGCACCGGUUCUUGCUCGUUCGGACACACAUCCAGUCCGGUGCUGGGUAGGGACUCCUUCACGCUCACCGAUCCCGAACUUGAGAAGGGAAAACUCGUCCUGCCUUUCACCUUCAGAUGGACGGUAAGUAACACGAGACAUCUCGCACACGCGUUUACCAUAAUUAUAUCUGCCAAAGAGGCGAAACGCCCGAGAGGGACACCUUACUUGUGCCCGAACUCGGUGGCACUUUCACUUUGUCGGCUCUUCCUUCUUGGUCUUCUUCGUAUUCGGCUUUAAUGAACAGAACCAAUU
This is a messenger RNA of Onthophagus taurus, 809 nucleotides long. Lineage: Eukaryota; Metazoa; Arthropoda; Insecta; Coleoptera; Scarabaeidae. The record is from RefSeq and is a predicted model, not a curated record.